Molecule: messenger RNA, 1482 nt
Organism: Fomitopsis serialis
Lineage: Eukaryota; Fungi; Basidiomycota; Agaricomycetes; Polyporales; Fomitopsidaceae
Product: aconitase family-domain-containing protein
Exons: 4
Coding region: 267-1442 (391 amino acids)
Biological process (GO): tricarboxylic acid cycle
Cellular component (GO): mitochondrion; cytosol
Molecular function (GO): 4 iron, 4 sulfur cluster binding; aconitate hydratase activity
Source: RefSeq, a predicted model, not a curated record
UGACUCUGCUCAGGCUUAAGCGGCCGCUGACUAUGUCCGAAAAGAUUGUGUACGGUCACCUCGACGACCCGCACAACCAGGACAUCGUCCGCGGGACGAGUUAUCUCAAGCUGCGCCCUGACGUACGUGUUUGUAACACGGCUACGCAUUGCUCCGCUCACCCUCUCCACAGCGAGUUGCGUGCCAGGAUGCUACCGCCCAGGUGAGGCCCUCUAAGCGUAUGCGAAUACCUCAGCCCCGGCUUGACGUCAUAUGUCCCCGCAUAGAUGGCUAUUCUGCAGUUCAUGUCGGCAGGCAUGGACACGGCCGCGGUUCCGACCACCGUCCACUGUGACCACUUGAUUGAGGCCCAGGUCGGUGGUCCGAAGGAUCUCGCGCGCGCGGUGAACACGAACAAGGAAGUCUACGACUUCUUGGCUACCGCCACGGCGAAGUACGGUCUCGGUUUCUGGAAGCCUGGCUCUGGUAUUAUUCACCAGAUCAUCCUUGAGAACUAUGCCUUCCCCGGUGGUCUCAUGAUCGGGACGGACUCGCACACGCCGAACGCCGGCGGUCUCGGUAUGGUUGCUUGCGGUGUCGGCGGUGCUGAUGCGGUCGAUGUCAUGGCUGGUAUCCCUUGGGAGCUCAAGUGCCCCAAGGUCAUCGGUGUCAACUUGACUGGCAAGAUCAGCGGCUGGACUACUCCUAAGGAUGUCAUCCUCAAGGUUGCGGGUAUCCUCACGGUCAAAGGCGGUACCGGUGCCAUCGUCGAGUACAAGGGUCCUGGUGUUGAGUCGCUGUCGUGCACGGGUAUGGCUACGAUCUGCAACAUGGGUGCUGAAAUCGGUGCAACGACCUCGAUCUUCCCCUUCAACCACCGGAUGGUCGACUACCUCAAGGCCACGAAGCGCGGCGACAUCGCGGAGUAUGCCAAGAGCUUCUCGCACAACCUGCAGGCGGACGAGAAUGCCGAGUAUGACGAGCACGUCGAGAUUAACUUGUCCGAGCUCGAGCCUCACAUCAACGGUCCUUUCACCCCCGACUUGGCGACUCCGAUCUCGAAGUUCAAGGAGGCUGUCGAGAAGAACAACUGGCCUGCUGAUCUCCGUGUCGCUCUGAUCGGUUCUUGCACCAACUCUUCGUACGAGGACAUGUCCCGCGCUGUUUCUAUCGUCAAGCAAGCUGCCGACCAUGGUCUGACGACCAAGAGCAAGUUCACGGUUACUCCCGGUUCCGAGCAGGUUCGUGCGACCAUCGAUCGCGACGGCUACAUCGCGACGUUCGAGGAGGCUGGCGGUAUCGUGCUCGCCAACGCGUGCGGUCCUUGCAUUGGUCAGUGGGAUAGGCGUGACGUCAAGAAGGGCGAAGUCAACUCGAUCAUCACCUCCUACAACCGUAACUUCACCGGCCGUAACGACGCUAACCCCGCCACGCACGCUUUCGUCGCCUCCCCGACAUCGUGACCGCCUUCGCGUUCGCCGGUGACCUCCGCUUCAACCCCUC